AUGAACGCCAUUUCUGCUUGGGGGACCGCCUUGCAUCGUUGUGGGUUGCACUCACCUUUGGCCAUACUGGCCAUGCUCACCCUCACCUUGUGCUGGUCUUGCUUGGGGUUGUGCGGUGGCGAUCCUGCUCGUGCUCGUGCCAUUGUCAUCAUCGUGGUCCUUGAUGUACUGUCCCCAUCGUUGUGCCGUCCUCAUCCUCAUCAUGCUGCCAUGCUGCCAUCCUCCUCCUCAUUGUCAUCCUGCCAUCCUCGUCCUCAUCAUCGUACUGUUGUCCUUGUCGUUGUGCUGCCGUCCUUGUCGUCGUUGUGCUGCCCUCAUUCUCCACCCUCGUGCCCUCCCCAACAUCGCACCAUCCUCAUCCUUGCGCCAUCGUCACCCUUGUGCCGUGGUGGCCAGGCCGACAUAAGCAGAAACGGCAGCAAUAUGCGCGCCGUCUCUGAUCUGGGGACCUCCUGUGUGGCCUGCACCUCGUACAUGGUUGUAUUCACCGUCACCGCUGUGGAGUCCAUGGCGCCAUCGUCUUCGACUCUCUGCCACAGGGCCUUCUUGGCCCUCGUUGCACUUGUCUCGGCUACACAGCCAUCGUGCUCGUUGUGGAAGGGGGGUGCCGACUUGGUUGUUGCGCAUCCCCAAGCUGUCAUGGUGGUCCGGUUUGCACUGUACGCCACUCGUGUACUCGCUGUUUUCCUCCCACUGUGUGAUGCUUGGAUGGAGGGCAGCCAGAAGGCAUAA
Messenger RNA from Cyclocybe aegerita, 732 nucleotides. NCBI's taxonomy places the organism in Eukaryota, Fungi, Basidiomycota, Agaricomycetes, Agaricales, Hemipholiotaceae. The record is from the annotation of a GenBank genome assembly.